GAAAUGUAGAUUUUUUUAAGGCUUACCUUAACAUCAGCAUGGCAGAAGGCGGAACUAGUGAAAGUGAAAGUAUGCAACAUAAUUUGGAGGCAGAGAAAGAUGAAAUAUCUGGACUACUAAAACGCGAACUGAAACAUGGUGAUAUAUGGUAUCUUAUAGAUGCAAAAUGGUUUAAACAGUGGAAAAAGUAUGUAGGCUUUGAUCAGUGGGACAUGAGUAAUGUUGGAGAGCAGGAUGCCUAUCCAGGGCCAGUUGACAAUUCACCUCUAAUAAGAGAAGACACACAAGAAUUAAAAGACCAUUUAAUUGAUGAACUUGAUUAUAUUUUACUACCUAAAGAAGGCUGGGAGAAAAUCAUCCAGUGGUAUGGACUAACUCAGGGCCAGGUUCCAGUUGCAAGGAAAGUUAUUGAACAAGGAAUGUUUGUCAAGCACUGUAAAGUAGAAGUUUAUCUUAUGGAUCUGAAGCUUUGUGAAAAUUCAAAUAUAGCAGACAGUUAUUCCAUGAGUUUCAGUAGAUGUGACACUGUAGGUGAUGUUGAAAAAGUGAUUAAAAAAAAAUUCAAUAUAUCAGAAAAUAAAGAAGUUCGACUAUGGAACAAAUAUAUGAGUAAUACUUAUGAACAUCUCAAUAAAGAAGAACAGACUCUACAGGAAGCUGGACUGUACGCUGGACAAGUUAUUGUCAUAGAGCAAAAAAAUGAUGAUGGUUCAUGGCCAAGACAGACCAAAAGAACAGAAACAGAUAGCAGUCAUAACAAAACCUCAUUCAACAGCUAUUCUAUCAAUGAACAAGAUUCUGGAAGAGGAACUGUCGCUCCUGGACUAUGUGGUUUGGCAAAUUUGGGAAAUACAUGUUUCAUGAACUCUGCAAUACAGUGUAUGUCGAAUGUUCCAAAGCUGACAAAUUAUCUACUUGGAGACAGAUGGAAGGAUGAAAUUAAUGAAGAAAAUCCUUUAGGAAUGGGAGGUGAAAUUGCAAGGUCUUAUGCUGAUUUAAUUAAGACAAUGUGGUCUGGAAAAUACAGCUAUACAGUACCAAGGAACUUCAAAAUACAAGUCGGAAAAUUUGCUCCCCAGUUUUCAGGAUACCAGCAACAAGAUUCCCAGGAACUACUUGCAUUUCUGCUUGAUGGAUUACAUGAAGAUUUAAAUAGAAUUAAGAAAAAACCAUACAUUGAAUGCCAGGAUACAGACAGCCGCUCUGAUGAAGAAGCAGCCAUUGAAUCCUGGAAUAAUUACAAGAAGAGAAAUGAUUCGGUAAUAGUGGACACAUUUCAUGGGUUGUUAAAAUCAACAGUACAUUGCCCAGAGUGUUCCAAAAUAUCUGUUACAUUUGAUCCUUUUUGUUAUUUAUCAUUGCCAAUGCCAAUAAAAAAGGAGAGAGUACUUGAAGUGUUUUGGAUACCUCUUAUGCCAGACCGAAAACCCAUACAGUUGAAAGUAUUGGUUCCUAAAAUGGCUAUCAUCAGUGACUUGUGUGCAGCAGUGGGUGAAAUGAUGUCAUCUGAUCCUUGUAAGAUGGUGGUUACAGAUGUAUACAAUCAUAGAUUUCACAAAAUCUUCUCUCCGGGAGAUGCCCUUUCACACAUCUUGGAUAGAGAUGAUAUUUUUAUAUAUGAAGUGCCAGUAUCUCCUACUGAUAGUUCUGAUACUAUGCUAGUUCCAGUCUACAUGAGAGAAAAUCGAUGCAAAAAUAAUUGCUCAUCAAAUUAUCAAACACCAUCUUGGCAGUUGUUUGGUCAGCCAUUAUUCUUGGCUCUGCCAAGUAGAACGUGUACUGCUGAAGAUUUGUAUAAUGGGUUCCUUCAAAGAGUGUCUCGUUAUGUACAAAUUCCAUCAAAGGAUGAGUUGUGGAAUGCUGAUGAUUUUAAAGACCUUGAAAAGGAUGAAAGAAGAACUGAUGAUAAAAGUGACAAUGAGGAGGAAUCUGAAAAAAACGAAAAUGGAGAAAUGGAAGUUUCAACAUCAAUAUCCUGCCCACUGUCAUCAAGCACGGAUUUGAACUCGGAAUGUAGCAGUGUGUCUACUAAAGAAAUGGGAAAUAAUGGUCAAUUCAAUAAUCAGUCAGAACGUUUGGUAAAGUUUACAAUGGUUAACUCUUACGGCAGUGCAGAACUUGACUAUAAAAUCAAAGAUGAUGGAAAUCCUCUAAAAAUUAGUGGUAAGUCAUACAUAGCAGCUGACUGGGAAUCAGUAGCCAAGAAAAAAUUUUAUUUGGAAAAGAAAGCAGAAGAAUUUGAACAACAUAUAUCAAUGACUAUGAGGUCACAAAAGAAACAAGUUAUACAAUUAGAUAACUGUUUGGAUCUCUUUACAAAGGUGGAACAGCUUGGAGAAAAUGAUUUAUGGUAUUGUCCACAAUGCAAAAAACACCAGCCUGCCACUAAAAAGUUUGAUUUGUGGAAUCUGCCAGAAAUAUUGAUUGUUCAUUUGAAGAGAUUUUCAUACAAUCGGUUUUACAGAGAUAAAAUUGAUGCACUUGUGGAAUUUCCUGUCAGAGGACUUAAUCUGAGGAAAUACAUAAUAAACCCUUACCACGGACCUGUAACAUAUGAUCUGAUAGCUGUUAGUAACCACUAUGGAGGUCUUGGUGGAGGACAUUAUACUGCUUAUGCAGAGAACAAAGAUGAUGGAGAGUGGUAUUAUUUUGAUGAUUCUAGUGUCUCAUCAUCAUCAGAGGAUGAUGUGGUUUCAAAAGCUGCAUAUGUCCUUGUGUAUCAAAGACAGACAUUAGCCCAAUCAUCUGAUGAACAUUUAGUAAAAAAUGAAGCUAUGGAGACAGAAUAUACAUGCUAGAAAAAGUUCUCAUUGGAGCCAGUGGAGCUCAAGCAAUUUGCAGAAAUGCAGAUAAACAAGCUCAAAAGGGUAUACAGGUUUACUCUGGGUGUAUUCCCUGAAAUUAAAUUGUCAGUUGAAUGUACCAAUUCAAUAGCAGAUAUCAUUAUAAGCUGUAAAGUUGCAAUUGAGGACUUUGCUUCUUUGGUUCUCCAUAUCACUUAAUUAAAUUUUGUCAGAUUAUGUGAACCUUUAAAAAUUAUUUCAUACUUGCUUAAACUUUAUAAUUGCAUGGUUGAUACAGACACAGCUCUUGAACAUUAAGUACAAAAUAAAGUAUGUUAUUGCU
Saccostrea echinata is the source of this 3126-nucleotide messenger RNA. RefSeq names its product ubiquitin carboxyl-terminal hydrolase 15-like. NCBI's taxonomy places the organism in Eukaryota, Metazoa, Mollusca, Bivalvia, Ostreida, Ostreidae. The record is from RefSeq and is a predicted model, not a curated record. Gene Ontology annotation, molecular function: cysteine-type deubiquitinase activity. The coding region runs from base 39 to 2798 and encodes 919 amino acids. Gene Ontology annotation, biological process: protein deubiquitination. The transcript is spliced from 20 exons.